AUGGCUACCCACCGCGCCGAUGCCAGCGCCCUCCUCGACAACCGUGGCUAUACCGGCCCCUUAGUCCGCGGCGUCAAUCCCGCCACUCUCUUCGAAAAAGCCGUCCGCGACCGCAUCACAGACUCGUACUACUGGAAAGAGCAAUGUUUCGGCCUAAAUGCUGCCACUCUCUGCGACCGAGCUGUUGAACUUGGUUAUAUUGGUGGAACGUACGGUGCCAACCAGAAGCCGACGCCGUUUCUCUGUCUAGCGUUUAAGCUGCUGCAGCUUGCGCCGGAAAGGGAGGUUGUGCUCGAAUAUUUGAACUUUCAUGACCCGGCAGAGGAUGACGAUGAUAAUGGUGAUGAGGAUGAUGGUGAUGGAGCAGCGGUGUUGAAGUCAGUGGGGGAUUUUAAGUACCUACGUGCGCUUGCGGCCUUUUACAUUCGGUUGACAUUUGAGCCGGUAGAGGUAUAUAAUGUUCUUGAGCCGUUGUUGUCGGAUUAUAGGAAGCUGAAGAGAAGAACAAAGGAUGGGUUUGUCUUGACGUAUAUGGAUCAGUUCGUGGACGACCUGCUUACCAAAGAUCGCGUAUGUGGUACAAGUCUGUGGAAGCUGCCUGCCAGGCGGAUUUUGGAGGAUUUGGAUAUGCUGGAGGAGAGAGUGAGCCCACUGGGCGAAGAGCUAGAAGAUAUCGAUAGGGACAGCGACCAAGAUGAGAACGGAGAAGUGAGUGAAAGGGAAUCGCAACGGGGAGAUGAUUGA
Coccidioides posadasii C735 delta SOWgp is the source of this 744-nucleotide messenger RNA. RefSeq lists its product as uncharacterized. NCBI's taxonomy places the organism in Eukaryota, Fungi, Ascomycota, Eurotiomycetes, Onygenales, Onygenaceae. Gene Ontology annotation, cellular component: precatalytic spliceosome. The record is from RefSeq and is a predicted model, not a curated record.